AUGUCUAUUAUGAACGUGGAAGAUGACGGCAGUUUAUUUCAAGCUCUAUUGAUCAUGUCUACCGUGAAUGACGAAGAUGACGGCAGAGCAUUUCAAGCUCUAUUUGACAUGUCUAUUAUGAACGAGGAAGAUGACGGCAGAAUAUUUCAGGCUCUAUUGAUCAUGUUUAUUAUGAACGAGGCAGAAGACGGCAGAGUAUUUCAAACUCUAUUGAUCAUGUCUAAUAUGAACGAGGAAGAUGACGGCAGAGUAUUUCAAGCUCUACUGAUCAUGUCUAAUAUGAACGAGGAAGAUGACGGCAGAAUACUUCAAACUCCAUUUAUCAUGUCUAUUAUCAACGAGGAAGAUGACGGCGGAUCAUUUCAAGCUCUAUUUGACAUGUCUAUUGUGAACGAGGAAGUUGACGGCAGAGUAUUGCAAGCUCUAUUGAUCAUGUCUAUUAUGAACGAGGAAGAUGACGGCAGUGUAUUUCAAGCUGUAUUCAUCAUGUCUAUUAUGAACGAGGAAGAUGACGGCAUAAUAUUUGAAGCUCUAUUUAACAUGUCUAUUUUGAACAAGGAAGAUGACGUCAGAGCAUUUCAAGGUCUAUUUAACAUGUCUAUUAUGAAGGAGGAAGAUGAGAGCAGAGUAUUUCAAGCUCUACUAAUCAUGUCUAUUAUGAACGAGGAAGAUGACGGCAGAGUAUUUCAAGGUCUAUUUAACAUGACUAUUAUGAACGAGGAAGAUGACGGCACAGUAUUUCAAGCUUUAUUUACCAUGUCUAUUAUGAACGAGGAAGAUGACGGUACAGUAUUUCAAGCCCUAUUUAACGUCUUUAUGAACGAGGAAGAUGACUGCAGAGUAUUUCAAGCUCUAUUUAACAUGUCUAUUAUGAACGAGCAAGAGGUCGGCAGAUCAUUUCAACCUCUAUUUAAGAUGUCUAUUAUGAACAAGGAAGAUGACGACAGAGUAUUUCAAGCUCUAUUUACCAUGUCUAUUACGACCGAGUAA
Acanthosepion pharaonis is the source of this 990-nucleotide messenger RNA. The record is from the annotation of a GenBank genome assembly. Lineage: Eukaryota; Metazoa; Mollusca; Cephalopoda; Sepiida; Sepiidae.